UCGGAAACACACCCGUCACGAUCAAGGCAGUGAAUAGACAAGAUAAAACCAAGAAGCUAUUCCUGGGACAUAUCUCUGAGUUCCAUUAUGUGAGCCUGAAUGAACUAGGACAAAUUUGCAGGGAUUGUCACUUGGAGUUGUCGGUGUGCCAAUGCGUGGACAACAUUAAUGCAAGUGACACAAGAUCAUCCCCACCUGGUUAUGGCAGUGAAGAGGACACAGUUCCAGAAAGUAACAAUAUUCAUCUACCAGAAACUAUGCAAAUUUCAAAGGCAUUCUUUCAGAAAGAGGAGGACAAUCUUGCCACAUAUCUGCGGAAUCUGAUUCAGGGAAUCUUCAGUGGCGACAGAGGUGGGAGAGGAGAGAGGCACACAAUGUUUCUGCAAAGAUAUCCGUAUCAGGACGUGAAGGCAGGCUUUGCAGCAAGUUACAUACCAGUAGAGCUCUAUGGACACCUCCUGAAGUGGCUUGAAACCAACUUUACACGUCGUAUCCCAAAAGACAAAAGCUGCCCCUACACCAGCUCAAUGACCACUGUCUUGGAUGUGCACAAUGUGGACGACAAACUCAAAGAACUGACUCUGCAGUACAUGUGUGCAACAUACAUUUUUUAUGUAGCAGUGAAAGAGGCGUGCUUGUACCUCACUGAGAAAUCCACAAAACUCAACUACAUGGAUGUCAAUAGAGAGUGCUCUGAAAUGGAGUCUUAGAGAGAGAGAGAGAGAGAGAGAGGGAGAGAGACAGAAAGAGUAUCUACAAAGUGUUGUACAGCAUGGUUUAAAUCUACUGAAGUACGAUUUUCUCAGUUUACUGUAACUUAAAAAAUUAAAUUUACUUUAAAUUCA
Molecule: messenger RNA, 845 nt
Organism: Haliotis rubra (blacklip abalone)
Lineage: Eukaryota; Metazoa; Mollusca; Gastropoda; Lepetellida; Haliotidae
Exons: 9
Coding region: 258-710 (150 amino acids)
Source: RefSeq, a predicted model, not a curated record